Messenger RNA from Arachis duranensis, 882 nucleotides. RefSeq names its product agamous-like MADS-box protein AGL23. Gene Ontology annotation, molecular function: RNA polymerase II cis-regulatory region sequence-specific DNA binding; DNA-binding transcription factor activity, RNA polymerase II-specific; protein dimerization activity. Gene Ontology annotation, biological process: regulation of transcription by RNA polymerase II. NCBI's taxonomy places the organism in Eukaryota, Viridiplantae, Streptophyta, Magnoliopsida, Fabales, Fabaceae. The record is from RefSeq and is a predicted model, not a curated record. The transcript has 2 exons. Bases 1 to 882 code for a protein of 293 amino acids.
AUGGCUUCUUCCCAUGCAAUAAUCCCAGACAAAGCAACACGUAAAAGGAAGAUUGAGAUCAAAAGAGUUGAACAAAGCAACAAGCGCCACGUCACCUUCUCCAAGAGAAAAUUAGGGCUUUUCAACAAGGUCACCGAGCUCUCCAUCCUUUGCCAGGCGGAAACCGCCUUGAUCGUCUCCUCGCAAAUCGGAAAGCUUUACGCCUGCGGAUAUCCAUCGCCGGACGCCAAGAAGCAAGAGGAGAAAGUGGAAGUCCUAAGAGCACAAUAUGAGUCUUUGGAAGAAGCUCUCAAAGAAGAGAAGAAGCGACUCGAAGAGGCUGAGAAUGCAAGAAAGAACCAUAACAACAAUGGCGGUUGCUUAGGGUUUUCAUCGCAGUGGUGGGAGAAUCCAAUUGAUGAUAUGGAUUUGGAGGAGCUCGUUAAGUUCAAAGAAUCCUUGGAACAGUUGAAGGUUAACCUAUUUGCAACCGCUGAAAAGAAGAUCAUGUUCCAAGAAUUGAUGCCAUCACCACUUGUUUCUUCUUCUUCAGUUAUGGCUCCAAUGCAAACUAGGGUUCCCAAUUUCUCUUCAAUAUUGAACAAUUAUGGUGGAUUCAACGCUGUUCAUCAUCCACAACAGCAAGAACAUUGGGAUUAUGCUUCUUCUUCUUCUUCUAAUUUUUAUUCAACCUUGAAGAAUAAUGUUGGAUUCAACGCGGUUCAUCAUCCACAACAGCAAGCACAUUGGGAUUAUUGGAACAAUAAUGGAAUUGCUAGCAGUAACAAUCAGGAUUCUUUAGGAUCAUGCGAUUUUGGGAACAAUGCUAUAAUUGCUGCCGCUAAAGGUAAUGGUAAUAGUAGUUGUUCCUUUUUUCCUAGCAUUGGUUUUGGCCAUUAUUAA